Aureobasidium uvarum is the source of this 2070-nucleotide messenger RNA. Lineage: Eukaryota; Fungi; Ascomycota; Dothideomycetes; Dothideales; Saccotheciaceae. The record is from the annotation of a GenBank genome assembly.
AUGACUGACGGCCCUCAGGACACAUUCGAAGAUGCUACCGACACGACACCCACUGCCGCUGCUCAAGACUCAACAGCCCAACCAAUCUCGCAUCAGGGAGACAACACCCACGAUGAAUCUCGCAUAGCCACAGACAAGGUGCACUCGGACGACACAGCGCCCAGCCUUUCCACCUCGAUUGCGCCAGGAGCCUUUGACGCAGACGACAUCGGACACGUGCUCGCCGAAGGUGGUGAUGCUGAGAAAGAGGUUGUAGUAGAGACCACAGCAGACGAAGAACCUCGACCGGCAACCUCAUCGGAACAAGCGACCUCGGAUCAGGCCCAAAGUCGACCCUCGACAGCCAAAUCGCUAAACGAGGAAGCCGCGACGGCCGCAGGAGCCCAGGACAAGCGAAGCAGCAUCGACAUCGUUACCCAACCCACGCCCGACAACGACCAAGACGACAUGCCUCGGACCCAAAAGUCUCGCCAAAACACUCUCGAAUCCGUACCCGAGCUACCUCCUGCCGUGCCCGAGAAAGAAACUCAGAAUGAACCUGUAAAAGGGCUCUCUGGCGACCUCCCAACUCUCAACUACCCUCCUCCACCACCACCACCCAUGCAAAAAUCGCAGACAGUUAUGGCCUCGCCUACAGUGGAGAAGCCGCCGACCACACGGAAAGUCUCGAGUCCAUUUGCUUGGUUCUCACGGGCUCGAAAAGCUACAUCUCCCUCUCGCCCCACGAGUCCGCGACGAAACACAGCUUCAUCUCUGCAGAGCCUAACCACAAACCCUGACUCGACCGACGAUGCUUCUCAUCAACCAACCUUGAAAGACCGGUUUCACAUUCUGCGACUUCAAGGUGAAUCCGCCAUCUCGACCGACGACAGUCUGGCUCUACCUCAGGGUCGCCAUGGUCGCGCCGGCAGUUUGCAAGGUCCCACCAAGGAAGAAGGAGGUCAACUAAGCCCUCCCUUCACACCUCGAGCAAAUUCCUUCUCCGCCAUUUCAUCACCCACUACAAAGCUCCCUCCUGGUACCGUCGCAGGAGAUGCUGCUGGUCCAUCAGUCGAACAGGUCGAGGUCAAUUGGGAUCUCUGGCAGUCUGUUGUUGAAGAAGGCCCAUCCGCCGUCGCACGUACAAGUGGGGACGAACUCAAUCGCGCAAUUGCCAAUGGCAUUCCUCAGCCCAUUCGUGGCGUGGUCUGGCAAGUCAUGGCAGAGAGCAAGAAUGAUGAGCUAGAGCAGGUAUACCGAGAGUUGGUUGCUAGAGGCACCGACAAGGAGGUUACUCAGCCAUCUGCUGUCCGUCGUAUCAGCGGCACUGGUGAGAAAGAGUCAAUCACCUCUUCUGCUUCUUCCGUGCACUCGGAUGUUUCUGCGUCCGUCUCUCCUCAAAUGAACGGCACCGAUGCGUCCACGUCACCUGAGAGAAAACGCAGGUCAAAGGAUGAGACUGCUGCUUUGCAGAAGCUUGAGAAAACCAUCAGACGUGAUCUCGGCGCACGAACAGCCUACUCCAAAUACAUUGCCAGCGCAGGUCUCCAAGACGGCCUGUACGGUAUCUGCAAAGCUUAUGCUCUCUACGAUGAACCGGUGGGUUACGCUCAGGGCAUGAACUUCAUUGCUAUGCCCCUACUCUUCAAUAUGCCGGAAGAGGAAGCCUUCACCUUGUUCGUCCGACUCAUGUCAAGGUACAACCUUCGCUCUCUCUUCACUGCUGAAAUGACCGGUCUGCAUCUACACCUCUACCUGUUUGAGCGCCUGCUAGAAGACUACGAACCGGCACUCUACUGUCACCUACAUCGACGUGGAGUUCCUCCAAACUUAUAUGCCACACAAUGGUUCCUCACACUUUUCGCCUACCGCUUCCCUCUUCAACUCGUCCUUCGCGUCUACGAUCUCGUCCUCAGCGAAGGCCUGGGCGCUAUCCUCAAAUUCGGUAUCGCACUCAUGCAACGGAACGCGCAGACCCUGCUCGAGAUGAAGGAUAUGGUUCAACUAUCCACCCAUCUCAAAGAACGUCUCUUCGACGUUUACAUUGACAAGUCCCCUUCCGCAACCUCAAUCCUCGAAUCUGGUACGUGA